ACCGGAGAAAAAAAUUGAGAUAAGGUUUGUUAUUGUGUAUAAUAAUUUAUUCUGCUCCUAUUCUUCUUAUCUUUAUUUAUCAAUCAGCGAUUAAUCAGCCGCUGCUGCCUGUUGUUAAUACGUUAAAUUAUUAUCUCUAAUAAUCUAACUAGUAAUUAAUAAUUAUCUUUGGGUUUAUGCCUCUGCGAUAGUAAUUUAUCGGACGUGGGUCAUAUUUUUUUUUUUUUUAAAACAUUCCAAUUUCCCAUGUUGUUACGUUACUUACGUAACAGGUAUCACACUAAUCACACCGAAAUAUCUUAUCAUUAGUAAUUACUACUUAUUAUCUGUCGGAAUUUUAGUACUUAGAGAUCGGUAUUCGAGUUUUUGUUUUUUUCUCGGUUUUAGUUUGAAUAGAAAAUGUAUUCACAACAGUUAUUGACCCACGUCUUGUUUUUCGUCUUUUGCGCCACAGCAGUAGUCUGUCUGAAGAAAGAUGGGUUUUAUUGUCAGUUGUCUCCUCCAUGUACAUGUAUUACGAUCAACGACGACAGAAAUAUAAAUUUAAAUGGAAUAAAUUUGACGCUGAAUAUCACGAAUAACCAGACGUUGAAUUAUCAACCUUGUCUCAAUAAUGGUAGUGGAAUUAUUAUUGAAUCAGUAAAUGAGACGUCCAAUUCUACAACACAACUUGCUAAUUUUAAUAUUGUUGACGUUAAGCUAAGCAACAUGGUAACGUUUGUCUAUAAAAAUGAUGACCAUCAGUUUGAUGUAAUUUUGGUAUGUGAUCCAUUGGCAGUCAGUGGAAAUGAAUCUCUAAUACAUUUCCAGAAUGUUACAGAUAACCAAUGUACAAUUGAACUUAAAACCAGUCAAGUAUGUGGAUUAAAUUUAAGUGAUGCGUAUGAUAAUAGCACAGAGUCAGAAUCUUGGUCUUAUUUUUUUUCAUUUGUCUUGGUUGUGGCAUUUGUUUACUUUGUUGGUGGUUCUGUAGUAAAUGCCUGUUUAUUUAAUGAGAUUGGUAUUAAUAUGAUUCCUCACCAUGCAUUUUGGUCUUCUCUGUACGAUAAAAUUAAGGAUAAACUAUGUGGCACAUCAACAAUGGCAUCAGCCUAUGAAAGUAUAUAAAAUAUUUAUUUAAACAAAAAUAAGAUGCUCAUACAUAUUGUAUGGUACCUAUUAAUAUUAAUUGCUAGGCAUGUUAUUACUGAAUGUAAAAUAUAAUCUUUAUUUUGUAUUUUAUUCUUCUUAAUUACAAAAGAAACACUUGUAUUCAAUAACUUAAUUAUUUUAUGUAUUUUUUUUUUAUCAAAAUUUAAAAUUUACUUUAUUGCAAGUAAUAUUUUAAAUCUGUUAUUAAUAAAAAUUCAAUUGUAAUCAGGGUUUUA
Rhopalosiphum maidis (corn leaf aphid) is the source of this 1367-nucleotide messenger RNA. RefSeq lists its product as uncharacterized. The coding region runs from base 400 to 1107 and encodes 235 amino acids. The record is from RefSeq and is a predicted model, not a curated record. The transcript has 5 exons. Lineage: Eukaryota; Metazoa; Arthropoda; Insecta; Hemiptera; Aphididae.